Molecule: messenger RNA, 3541 nt
Organism: Lates calcarifer (barramundi perch)
Lineage: Eukaryota; Metazoa; Chordata; Actinopteri; Centropomidae
Gene: fzd2
Product: frizzled class receptor 2
Exons: 1
Coding region: 204-1838 (544 amino acids)
Biological process (GO): canonical Wnt signaling pathway; non-canonical Wnt signaling pathway
Cellular component (GO): plasma membrane
Molecular function (GO): Wnt receptor activity; Wnt-protein binding
Source: RefSeq, a predicted model, not a curated record
UUGACGAAAAGAAAAAAGUCAGCCAGCAGCGUUCAAAGCAGAGACCAGGCACAAAGAAGGCAGCGUUCAGGUCUUCACCAUCAGAUUUUUUUCACUUUAAAAAGUUAUUCUCGCUGAAGAACGACUCGCAGAGCUGAUGAUAUAUACUAAACAAAUUUACAGCAAGUUGAUCGGGAUAAAGUUCUUGUCUUAAACUUUGGAAGAUGACUUUUUGCAAGACCUUGUGUGUUGCACUCCUUCUGCCUUUGCUUAUAUCAGCCCAGUAUCAAGGGGACAACGGAAUAGUCGUCCCAGAGCAUGGAUUUUGUCAGCCGAUUACAAUACCUCUGUGCACUGACAUAGCCUAUAACCAAACCAUCAUGCCUAACUUAGUGGGCCAUUACAACCAGGAGGACGCAGGGCUCGAGGUGCACCAAUUUUACCCCCUUGUAAAGGUACAGUGCUCGCCGGAGUUGAAAUUCUUCCUGUGUUCCAUGUAUGCGCCUGUAUGCACAGUUUUGGAGAAGGCCAUUCCUCCCUGUAGAUCAAUCUGCGAGAGAGCCAAGCAGGGCUGCGAGGCUCUCAUGAACAAAUUUGGGUUUCAGUGGCCGGACCGGCUACGCUGUGAGAAUUUCCCUGUGCUGGGAGACGGACAGAUCUGUGUGGGACAAAAUGAUUCCUCCCCCACCAACCCACCCAUCACGCCUGUCCCGGGGACCAAGGACAUCUCAGUGGUUUCCACACAUGAGAGGCCUUUCCGAUGCCCAUCUGUUCUCAAAGUGCCCCCUUAUUUGAAUUAUAAAUUUUUAGAGGAGGUGGAUUGUGCUGCUCCCUGUGAGCCUGCAAGGAGCGGUGGUUACAUGUUUUUCACUGACAAAGAGAUUCAUUUCUCCCGCUUAUGGAUUCUGGUCUGGUCUGUGCUUUGUUGUGCAUCCACCUUAUUCACAGUAACCACCUAUUUAGUUGAUAUGCAGCGCUUCAGAUACCCUGAGAGACCUAUCAUCUUCCUGUCUGGCUGCUACACUAUGGUUUCCAUAGCCUACAUAGCUGGCUACUUCCUGGGGGACAGGGUAGUGUGCAAUGACAGCUUCAGCCCUGACGGCUACAAGACCAUUGUCCAAGGUACAAAAAAGGAAGGCUGCACCAUCCUCUUCAUGAUGCUCUAUUUCUUCAGCAUGGCCAGUUCCAUCUGGUGGGUCAUCCUGUCCCUCACCUGGUUCCUGGCAGCAGGUAUGAAGUGGGGCCACGAGGCUAUUGAGGCCAACUCUCAGUAUUUUCACCUGGCAGCCUGGGCAGUGCCGGCCAUCAAGACCAUCAGCAUCCUGGCCAUUGGGCAGAUUGAAGGUGACAUGCUCAGCGGCGUCUGCUUCGUCAGUCUCAGCAACCUGGACCCUCUGCGGGGCUUUGUGUUGGCCCCUCUUUUCAUUUACCUCUUCAUCGGGACCUCUUUCUUGCUGGCCGGUUUCGUGUCACUGUUCAGAAUCCGCACCAUCAUGAAACAUGAUGGCACCAAGACAGAAAAGCUGGAGCGACUGAUGGUGCGGAUCGGGGUGUUCAGCGUGCUCUACACCGUCCCUGCCACCAUUGUUAUCGCCUGCUUCUUCUAUGAGCAGGCCUUCCGACCCCACUGGGAGCGCAGCUGGGUCAGCCAUAACUGCAGGAGCCUGGCAAUCCCCUGUCCUAUGCAGACCGGGCCCCGCAUGACCCCAGACUUCACUGUCUACAUGAUCAAAUACCUGAUGACACUGAUAGUGGGGAUCACCUCUGGUUUCUGGAUCUGGUCUGGAAAGACUCUGCACUCCUGGCACAAGUUCUACACAAGGCUGACAAAUGGCAAACAAGGGGAGACCACUGUGUAGAAUAAAGGGACAUCAAUAUGUUGGUGGGACUAAUUUGUGUAUUAUUACCUGUUUCUCACGAGAUAGGUAAGUAGCACACUGAGUGGCCGUGAAUUCUUACAACAUUUGUAUUCGCAUCAGCUUUAUAGCCACACAUGCAUGCCAAACUGAGGGUUAAGGUUUGACAAAAGGACAAGCUGGAUAAACAAGGACCGAACCUAACUGUCUGAACAAAUAACAAGCAUGGCUAUGGAUGCCAUGUGCUGAAAUGCUCACCUCCCCCUCUCUGGCCCUUUUCUUAAAGCCACCAUAAACUCAAGAGGAGUGAUGAUCCACCAGUCAAGAACACAGAGAGCGGGGAGAAAGAAAGAGCUGUGGAGGAAUAACUGUUAAUUCUGUCCAUAAACAUUUCACAUGUAAUUAAAUGAAACUGUAAAUAGUAUUUGUAAAAACAUCAAAUUAUAUAUUUGUAUUUAAAGAAAGUAAAUACUUUUCAUUAUCUGCCAGUGUACCUGCUUUACUUUUGCACUGUAAAAAUGCCAAUAGAUCUAGACAUACUCCUUUUUUAUUAAUUACUGAUUAAAAGAAUGUCUAUAUUUCAGCCUGUUGGAUGAUAUCCAAGAAGCUUUUCAGUUCAGCCCACUGUAUUUUCACUCCUCUUUAACCAAAAACAUCUGCUGCGUCUCAGAUAUCAUCAAAUAACUAUAUCAAAUGCCUGAUUUUGAAUUCCUAGGUAAAAGGAAAAAGCAGUAUUUAAUGUUUUUCUUUAAUUCAUUGCCCUUCCAUAUGUUCAGUAUUCUUUAAUGAUUAAAUACUGUCUUGAUAACAAGUUAUUUUCUUUGAUAAAAGGAUGGCCAUGUUGUUUUCUCAAGGGGGGUGAGGGUUGUGUCACACCUGAACAUCUGUUGCCUCAGACUGGCAGGCAACAGUAAAAGAGAUUAUUGGAAUUCUUAAUGGAAAUUAGGUUCUUACACAAGACCGCAGCCCUCUGGGAAAUACAGGGAAUGAGUUUAUACUGAGAACACACCUCUCUUGUUAAAAACUUAUCACCCACUCUGACAGUAUAUUCUGAAAUAUUUCACAUCUACAUGUUUUGUGUCUGAGAAACAGGUGCCAACCUGUAAGAAUGUGGUGGAGGACUUCCUCACACAUGCACACUAACAUCGCCUUCAAGUGCUAAACAAAACAAGAGACCCUUUUUUAGCCUGUUGUUCGAGAGGAGCUUGGUUAAAUCAACAGGAAUCAUCUGGCAAGAGAAGUCUGUGCUGUUGCAUAGGUGUGAAAUUAUUCCUGCCUGCCUGUUUGGUGAAGAGAAAACAAGGGUGUUCAGGUUUGCUGUAGUGUUACUUCUCUGGAGCCACUCUGCUCUGUGCCAAGUUGGAAUCCCCCAAGCCAUGCAUGGCUGAAACCGAACCUUGUCUGUGGUGAUGUCAUGAAGUAGAUGGGUGUGUUGGAGAAAGUUGAUCCUCUUGCCUCAGAGCAGAGGCUCUUGGCGUUUGAGAAUUGCACGCACAUACAGCACUGUGUGUAUUCAUAUUGUUACUGUGAAGGUUUAUAGGUGCACACAAUUGCUGCACAUAAUCUCUGUAUCAGACUAUAGUAUAAAACAGAGCCUAUAGCCUAUGCACCUCUUGUAAAUGUCAUGACCUGUUGGACAAGUUGAUAUUUGUCUUUCUUGUAUCCUUAUCUGAGGUUAAAUAAAGAUGGCUUGUAAUAACAGACAA